Molecule: messenger RNA, 407 nt
Organism: Rubroshorea leprosula
Lineage: Eukaryota; Viridiplantae; Streptophyta; Magnoliopsida; Malvales; Dipterocarpaceae
Source: the annotation of a GenBank genome assembly
CGGCGCAAUCUCUACCGCCAUGCCAUGGCUGUCUCCGGUCAGCCGCUGGCGGCUCCCGCCAAACCAACUGCCUCCAACACUCCUCUCCUCCCUCCUUGCUCGCCAUCUCUUUCUCCUCCUAUUCCGUCUUCCUUGCAAAUCCCAUCUCCACGAAACCCUCCACUCUCCCAUUGCCAAUCUUCAUACAGUGGUUAAGGUUUGCACAAUGAUAUUCAAUGAUUUCAUUUCAUAUGCAAUGAGUAUGGGGGACCAGGGACAUUGCUGCUGGAGCCUUUCACGGAUACUUUUGUUGCUCCAAAGCAGAGGAAAUUGCCUGGAGCACCUGUGGCAGCAAGGACACCCCUUUUGUGGGCCCAAUAUCACGUGGAUGAGGAUUGGAGGGUUUGGAAUACAAACCCAGUGAAGUG